This is a messenger RNA of Grosmannia clavigera kw1407, 3096 nucleotides long. RefSeq names its product serine/threonine-protein kinase. The record is from RefSeq and is a predicted model, not a curated record. Bases 1 to 3096 code for a protein of 1031 amino acids. Gene Ontology annotation, biological process: intracellular monoatomic cation homeostasis; protein phosphorylation; intracellular signal transduction. NCBI's taxonomy places the organism in Eukaryota, Fungi, Ascomycota, Sordariomycetes, Ophiostomatales, Ophiostomataceae. Gene Ontology annotation, molecular function: ATP binding; protein serine/threonine kinase activity. The transcript has a single exon.
AUGGCAGUCUCGGCCUCUGUAGGGCCUGCAGUCACCCAAUCGGCGCUAUUAGGUAUUGUUACCCUGCUCAAUCUGACUGCCGCCACAAACGCGCCCUUUUAUGCGUCAUCUGCUUCUUCUGUUUCCUCCCCUGCUCUUUUGCCUAUAUCUUCUCAUGCCAACCCGUCUACAGAGAGCGACGACACAGACAGUGAACCGCCCCUUUCAGCACAGACUCCGCGACCUGCUCUGCUGGACACAUUCCGCUUGUCGCCAAACGACCAAUCACAGCCUCGGAUCCCCGCCAAUUUUAUCCCCGAGCAGCCCGAGAACAAGCAGCGCUGCAAGCCGUACGAGGAUCAACAAAGCGGCGAUCUGCACCCCUUUGUCCCGCCCUCUUCCUUUUCUUCUUCCGUAUCCUCUGUCCUGUCUGCCUCGCCACUCUCCCCGCUGCGCCAGUUUCCUACCACUGAAGUCGAGGUUCACGACACCAUUCCUGAGGAGACUGACGAGACCGAUUACGACACGCCCAACGAGCCUGUAACACCUGUAAGCGGCCGCCAGUCCCGUGACGGCUUUCAGCACACCGAUCCGGAGCCCGAGUCAGACUCCAGCACCGGAGCCGUGCCCAUCCCCAUUCCCGGCUUGAGACAGGCCGGUUCGGCCCAGCAGCACAGCCAAAAGUAUUCGGGCCAGCACAGUCUCCGUCACGGCCGCCGGAACUCGUAUCACCAGCGUACUCCCAGCGACGCAACCGCAUCUAUCGGUGGUGCGGACCAGAACGACAUCUUCGUCGUCGAGGACAACUUCUCGGCCGCAGCUCUGCAGGCAACGCCAACCAAGGCUCAGCUGCUCCCGUUGUCAACGCCCAGCCUUCGUUCGGAAUCACCACCAAAUUUCCGGCCAGCUACUGCUGUCAGCGGCUCUUUCCUCAUUGCUCCACCGAGUGGCAGCAGCAGCGACACUGCCACGAUCGCAAGUACAGCCACUGCUGCAAUCCGGGUGCCUUCAGCUAGCACCUCCACCAUCGCCGCCGAACAGUCCCCGUUGAGCCCCGUUCCAAAUCGUCGGUCGCGUGGCAGCUCGUCUACCACCAGUUUCAAACGCACGAUGACGAAUCUCUUCCGCCGCAGUAACUCGCAGACCGACAAGGCACCCGAAUACGACACAACUGGAUCCGAAUCCAAUCUGCCGGAUAUGGCCGCGCCCACCAAUGGGAAUGAGGCGCCGCUCGGUUCCCACAAGACGCCGAGCCGUCGCUGGUCCAUGCAUCGCUCUCUUGCCACGUCGCAGUCACACUCGCCACCGUCGCCGGGGAGCCCUCCUCUGGAGAUGGCCAUGGGCUCUAAGAGUUCCCGGAAGAACACCAACCGCGCAAUAAACGCAGGUGCUGCCUCUCAUGGAAAGGCCAGCGGCUUGACUGGGACGGGUGUGAACACACUCCAGCUUCCGCAGAUGCCGACGGAAGACGACUUUUUGCAAAACGACAGCAAGAAGCACCGGCAGCGGGCGACGACGACGACGAACCUGAGCCUGAACAAUGCCAUACACGUGGUGACGGGAUCCACCGGCAGCCGCCGCCACCAUGGGAAGCUCAAGACCAAGCAGGGCACCGACUAUCCUCGUCGUGCGAGCAGCUUCGAGCAUGGCAACCAGAACCCGGCCAUCGAGAUCCGCGGCGAGCCGUGGAUUCUCCCGGCUGAAGCAGGCACCGGGCUGAAAGCCCGCCGGAUGAGUCUCAGCCUGCCGGACGACUUCACCGUGGAUGCAGCUGAGCUGCACACCGAGUUUGAAUACCAGCAUGUUCUGGGGCGCCAUCGUCGCCACCUUGGAAAAGGUGCCACUUCCAAGGUGACGCUGAUGCAUCGGAAGGGCUUCCCGGAUGAACUGUACGCGGUGAAGGAGUUCCGUGGUAAAUCGUCCAGCGAGACGCGCGAGGAGUACGAGAAGAAGGUCAAGAGCGAGUUCAGCAUUGCCAAGAGCCUGCACCACCCCAAUGUCGUGGAGACGGUUCGGCUGUGCACCGAUCAUGGCCGUUGGGAUCACGUGAUGGAGUAUUGCCAGGAGGGCGAUUUGUACGGCCUGGUCGAGAAGAAGUACCUGGUCAGUAAUGAGCGGGAAAAGGACCGGCUGUGUCUUUUCCGGCAGCUCGUGCAGGGUCUCAACUACCUGCACUCGCACGGUAUCGCGCACCGCGACAUCAAGCUUGAGAACCUGUUGAUCACAAGCAGUAGCAAGCUCAAGAUCACCGACUUUGGCGCCUCGGACAUAUUUUCCGGCAUCCACCCCGGUAUUCGGGAGGCGGGCGGGCGAUGUGGCUGCAACCUGGACGGCAAUGUCAAGCUGUGCAGGCCGGGCAUCUGCGGCAGUCUGCCGUACAUCUCGCCAGAGGUUCUGGAGGCGAAGGAGGCCUAUGACCCGCGCAAGCUCGAUGUAUGGGCCGCAGCCGUGGUGAUGCUGAACCUGAUCUUCGGAGCCCCUUUGUGGAACGAGGCGCGGAUGAAGCCUGGCCAGGCCAACCCACAGUAUGCGUCGCUCCUGCGUGGCUGGGAGAAAUGGAACGCCACGCAUCUGCCCAAGAGGUUAGAAGCCGAGAAGCAGCACCUUGAGGGAAAGAGCGCCGAGUCGACAGAGACGGCGACAAACGGGACUGUCGAGGAAAAGCCAGCAGCUACCACGGAUGCGACUGUUCCUGCUCCUGUAACAGCGACGGGACCGGAAAUCAAGGUGACGCCUGCGACCGAUCGGCCAUGGGUAAAGGCCGAUCCGGUGACGGACGGAAACCCUAACAGCAUUGUCGAGGGACCGUAUCCGACAGUGAUGGCGCUGGAUGUUUGUGUGAACCCCCCGAUUCUGCGGCGGAUCAUCAUCCAGAUGCUCAACCCGGACCCGAAGCGACGGGUGACGAUCGAGCAGGUGGCCAACCUGCGUUGGAUGCGCAACAUUGAGUGUUGCCAGCAGGAUCUCUCGGAAGACUCGGUAGUCCUGUGUCCGGGCCCGGCGGCGACUGGGCCCAUCGAUGCAUCGAAGCGCAGCGCCGUCCUUCCUGGACAGAAGAUAUUCUUUCACGACCACCUCCCGGCAAAGGUGCAUUCUCACUCGAUAGGCCGCAUCUAG